Molecule: messenger RNA, 3304 nt
Organism: Oryctolagus cuniculus (rabbit)
Lineage: Eukaryota; Metazoa; Chordata; Mammalia; Lagomorpha; Leporidae
Source: RefSeq, a predicted model, not a curated record
CGCUUUGGCCUGGGCCGCCCCGCCCCCUCACCCUCCCUGCGCUUCCCGCGGGUCCGGUGGCCCGGUUGCAGCGCUGCGACCCUCGGCACCCCUGCGAACAUGGCGCUGCGAGUGGCGCGUAGCUUGCGGGCCGCGGCCUGCAGCCUGCUCGGGGCCUCGGGGGCCCGGCCGGACCCCUGCUCGCCUCUGCCCUGGCGGCUGCGGGCGGGCGCCGUCCGGACGCUGCGCACUGGACCCGCUCUGCUCUCGGUGCGUAAGUUCACAGAGAAACAUGAAUGGAUAACAACAGAAAAUGGUAUUGGAACAGUGGGAAUCAGCAAUUUUGCACAGGAAGCUUUGGGAGAUGUUGUUUAUUGUAGUCUGCCUGAAGUUGGGACAAAAUUGAAAAAACAAGAUGAAUUUGGUGCCUUGGAAAGUGUGAAAGCUGCUAGUGAACUCUAUUCUCCUCUAUCAGGAGAAGUAACUGAAAUUAAUGAAGCCCUUGCAGAAAACCCAGGACUUGUCAACAAAUCUUGUUACGAAGAUGGUUGGCUGAUCAAGAUGACACUGAGUAACCCUUCAGAACUAGAUGAACUAAUGAGUGAAGAAGCCUAUGAGAAAUACAUAAAAUCUAUUGAGGAAUGAAAGUGGAACCCUUACAUGAACUAGUAUGGAAUAACUUAAUCCAGCACAGUUUUCUCUUAAAUUAGUGGCGGACAGGACUUAAAAUAGCAACUUUUAGCAAUCUUGAUGGAAGAAAUACCACUUUCAACUCUGCUACUGGAAGAAAAUAUACCCUAACUUUGUAAUGAUUGCAGAAAAAACUCAAUAUGCAUCUUUUUCACAGUACCUUGUGAUUUUUAUAGUAGGCCCUAGGCACUGGUAUUCAGAAUACAUGAAGUUAUCUGUGGUAAAAACUAGUUUUACAAAUAAUGUAAUUCAAGGAUAACAUUGUUAUCUUAAGCCUUAUGUAAUAUUGUAACUUGCUUAUACUCAUCCCUGGUUUGGGGUCAAAAUAUGUAAUGAUCUUUCCAUUGGAAGUAACUGGGAAUACACAACAGUUUUUGUUAGUUGCAGUGCCAGAGAAAGAACAAUACUAUCUUAAUUUUUGCAAUAUGCUGCAUUUGCUGGUGCUGUUGUAUGCAGUGAAGGAGCAGCUCUACAGCAAAAUAAGAAACAUAAAUAAAUUUUCAACUUCCUCAUAUCAUGUUUUGAUGUUAAUAUUUGAUUAAGUGACUUGGCUAGUAUCUAUGAAGAUGCUAAUUUUAACUUAUAGAAAGUUAUGUUUUAAAAGAAAGUUUAAACUGUAACAAUGAAAGGUUCCAAGAAAUGUCUCCUUUUAGUUGCAAAUUAAUUCUGGUAGAAUCAAACACUUGUCAUCUUUAAUAUAGGCAAAAAGAAAUCACUGACUUUUCAUCACACUAGAUUAAAAAUGAGAAGAGGAAAAACAAGGAAAUGUGAACCUUUUUUUGAUCAGCAUAGCACAUGGUAUUCUUAAGAAGUGAAACCAUAUACAGGUUUCUACUUAAGUCAUGGGAACAGAGGUGGCCAUGCAGCAAGGGCCUGUGAGCUGCAACACUGAGUCAACCACUGCUUAGUUAGGAUGCCAAAUGUUAUUUUCAAGUGGUUAAUAUGUAGGGCAUACUUACUGUCUCUAAGUUAGUCAACCAUAACAGUUUUAGGGGCUGGGUUAAAUACAUAUACAAAUAAAUAGAUAUUCAUACACACAAAGCAGGAGCUAACUCCUGUAUCAUUUUCCUAGUUACUAUAGAAAAAGGGUGAUAUUCAGAUAUUACCACCUCUGGUGGUAAACAAAUAGCAAAUAUGAGAACUUGGAAGUAGGAAGGUAAAUAACAUGCACAUAUUCUCAGCUCUUUAGCAAAAGAAAGCAUCCUUCCAGGAGUGUCCUAAUGGCCACAUCACGGCUGGACUGUACAUCUGUACUCUUAACAAUAGAGUAUCCAGAUAAUUGUCUCCCUAUUUGAGUAAUUAUUAAUUGGGUUAACUAAUCCCUCUGCUUUAGAAAUAUACAAGUCACACAUAAUCUGUCCCCGAAAUCAGCAUAGUAAUUAUAUAAAUUUACCUUUUUGUUUUGAAGGUGAUCUCUUAUAUUGCUUUGCCCAAGCUAGGUAAGACACCCAUUACUACCACCAUUUCUCAGAAAGGUGAUAGGGACAGUAAGUGAUUUAAUAGUUGCAUGUUAAAUGUGGAGUGCUACAUUUCCUAGUCUACUCUUUAUCAUCCCUAGGCAUAUGUUACUCUAAAUUAAAUAGGAGUGUUUGGCACUGCACUUAGAAAAUUAGGUUCCCACAUUAGAGUGCCUGGGUUUGACUCCCAGCUCCCAACUCCAGCUUCCUGUCUCCCUGGGAGACAGCAGGCCAGUUGUCAAGUUCCUGCCACUCAUGUGGGAGACCUGGAUUGAGUUCCCACUUUUGGCCUCCUGGCUAUUGGGAUUUCAGGAGUGUAGUGAACCAAUGGAUGGGAGCAUGCUCUCUUGGUGUCUCAAUUUAAAAUUUAAAAUAAAUACCUCUAAAAAAAUACUUAAGUAUUCUCCUUUUUUCUGGUUAAUUUUUUCAAAAAUCCAGCUCUUCAUUUCAUAGGUUUUCAUAUGUUGUGUUGUCAUUAAAUUCAUUUCUAGAAAUUUUCUACUUCCCCUUUGAUUUUUUUCUAUGACCCACUCUUCAGGAGCAUGUUCUUCAUUCUCCAUGUGUUUGCACAUUUUCUAGUUUUUUUUUUUUUUUUUUUUUUUUAAGAAUUUAAGUUGUUAAUUUCUAGUUUCAGCCUAUUGUGGUCAGAAAAGAUAAAUGGUAUGAUUCAAAUUUUCUUGAAUUUAUUGAGACUUGCUUUAUGGCCUAAUAUAUUGUCUAUCCUAUAUAAAGUUCCAUGCAAUGAUGAAAAGAAUGUGUAUUCUGUACCUGUAGGAGGAACUGUUCUGUUGAUAACAAUUAGGUCCAUUUGGUCAGUCGUAUAAACUAGCUGUUUGAUUUUCUGUCUAGUUGAUCUGUCUGUUUAUGAGAGUGGAGUGUUGAAGUCCGCCAUUAUUGUACUGGAGUCUGUGACUUUUAAAUGCCCAGAUGCCCUGGCAUUGGGUGCAUAUGUUUACUAUAGUUACAUGAUGCCCUUUUUUGUCUCUCUUAACAGGUUUUGUGCUAAAGUCUAUUUUGUCUGAUAUUGACAUGGCUAUUUCUGCUAUAGUUAAAUGAUGCCCUUCUUUGUCUCUCUUAACAGGUUUUGUGCUAAAGUCUAUUUUUGUCUGAUAUUGACAUGGCUAUUUCUGCUUGUUUUUGCUUUCCAUUAGCAUGAAAUAUCUUUUUCCAUCCUUUCA